Verticillium alfalfae VaMs.102 is the source of this 1326-nucleotide messenger RNA. RefSeq lists its product with no specific name. Bases 1 to 1326 code for a protein of 441 amino acids. The record is from RefSeq and is a predicted model, not a curated record. NCBI's taxonomy places the organism in Eukaryota, Fungi, Ascomycota, Sordariomycetes, Glomerellales, Plectosphaerellaceae. The transcript has a single exon.
AUGCGGUGCACACAGGCCGCUCUGGCGGCACCACCCGCCAUGCUGCUUGCCACCCUCGCCUUCUUGUCGGCACCGUCACGAGUGGCUGCUCACCCUUAUCCGCUGCAAAACAACAACAACAACAACUACGAUGCUGGCUUCCGCUUCAUCAUGCCUCGCGACUGCGUCCAGCGCUGCGGCAGUGACGGGCAAUAUUGCUGUGGUUCUGGCGAAGUGUGCUUUACCAGUGCAAACAUUGCAGGUUGCUCUGGCGGCGCUGGUGGCAACUACGGCAUUUACACAACCACGUGGACUGAGACCAACACCUUCACGAGCACGGUCACGACCCCUUUCCCUGCUGCCCCUACUGUUGAACACGGAGGGGGCGUCGGCGGCUCCGGUGUCUGCGUGCCCCAAGUUGAGGGUGAGACGUCAUGCGGCAGCAUUUGCUGCGCGGCGUGGCAGCAGUGCGCGAGCGAAGAAAAGAGCCAGUGCGAGCAGCGACCUGGAUUUGGCGGCGGCAUCAUCACUACCACAGUUACCGAUGGCAACGGCCAGACCAUCACGACCCGCUAUUCCGCUCCCUACCGUGUGACAAGCACAACCUUCACCAACUCGGCAGGCUCCGCUACCUCGACCGGCGUUGUCGGCACCGGCACCGCCAUCCCUAAUGAGGGUGACAAUGGUGAAGAUGGUGGCACUGGCGGCGGCGGUCUCUCUGCUGGCGCCAUUGCAGGCAUCGUCAUCGGCACCCUUGCUGGUAUCGCCCUCCUCAUCCUCAUCUGCUUCUGUUGCAUUGCCCGUGGCCUCUGGGCCCUGCUCUGCGGCGGCAAGAAGAAGAAGGACGACCGUCGCCGUGAGCGCACCGAAGUUUACGAGGAGCAUUACCGAGGUGGCAGCCGGAUGCCCUCUACACACUCCCGCCGUGACCGCCACACCGGAUGGUUUGGAGGUCGCCCCGCCUCGGCCUCUGCCCGCCGCGACCCCGAGAAGGACCGCUCGAGCGGUGCGAAGUGGCUCGGCCUUGGUGCCGGCGCCGCCACCCUGUUGGCGCUACUCAACCUACGCAAGGAUAAGAAGCCCGAGCGCAAGGCGCGCUCGCGCUACACGGACUCGUACUACUCGUACACGGACAGUGAGUCUUCGCGGUCGCGCGCACCCAUGCCGCCCGCCGGCUCGCGGAGGGCGUCCUCUCGGAUGCCCCCUGCGGCGGCGCCGUCUGGGUCGCGUCGUUAUGACGAUGACCAGUCAGACCUGACGUCGUACCUAGGUGGCAGCUCUGCCGGCCGGACGAACCGCACGAGGCGGACUGAACCGCGCGCUGAAUCGCGCUACUCACGGCGGUAG